AACUUGAUCACGAGUUUGCCUGCACGGACUCCUUGACUCCUCGCCCCUUGAUGUAUCUGCCAACUUCCUAGCUACCUCUUACUUACAUAAAACAAAAGCAGCCGGCCGGAAGGGUUGGUCCUUUAUAGAGACAACAACGACGAACCCCCACCCCCCACUUCACUACACCUCCCCAAAGGAUGUCUAUGCUGAAGGGAAUCCUCUUUUGCCUUUUUGUGGUUUUGGCUCUCGCUAACGUCAAGCAUGGCUUGGAGCCACCUCUGAAGCAUCCACGUCCACGUAAACCUGGCCAUGCACAUCUGAAAUACUGCAAAGCCAAUACGACAUGCCCUCCUGGCCAUGUCCCUUUUGACGCUGUCUAUCUCGAGGCUUAUGUCCGAACUCGAUACAACGACCCCUACACAGGCUACUAUUCCUUGGUUUCAAAGAAACUGAACAAAUACGGCCAGUUCACCCUCACGAACAAAACCUCAGAGGCCGUCAUUGUCCAUGUGGACAUCGGCAACUUGGUUGAUGGAUUUACGAAUGCGGGAUCCAUCACGACCUAUAAUGCGGACUUUCCCUCUCUCAACCAUAUCGGUGCUGUUCUUGGAUACGGUUCCAAUGACUCGUAUAUCCGGUUCGAAGGCUACAAUUACUACUCACUCUCACCUACGACCGUCACCCCGAAGUUGUCCAAACCAGUAUCAAAAGGUUACUCCGCAUAUGCAUACUUCACGGGAAUCAACGCUCCAAAAGAAUCCAGCAUAUGGAGCAUCGUCUACCACCAAUUCGGAGCAGCCGGCCACAUAUUCCCAAUAUGGUACAACCCCACUUUUGGAAAAGAAACAUACAAUUCCCUCUAUUGGUUCCCCAAAGAGAAUGCCCUAUUUGGAAUAUCAAAUUACGUCGUCGUGUCUGAACAUUUCCAUAAGAAAUAUGGAAGAGAUUUGUUCUAUGCGGUACGUGUGCAUUUUGUCUAUAACUUUUACUAAUCUCUUCUUGGUCUCUGAUGGUGCGUUCAUCUUUUGACUUUUUAUCUAGGAUAUCGUACCAAAGUCGAUCCAUAAUUACGUUCGAGGGCCACCCAAUCAGCCACCACCUUAAAACUCGAACCUCGCGACCCAUGCACCUUAUAUGCCCUACAAAGAUAGUAAAAAUUUCCUGCUAAAUCAAAUAGUCGUUACAGCUUUGUGUGACGCACGCAGCUUUGGUGUCUGAUGAAAGAAAUUGGAAAGAAAUACGAGCUUUACAACUGACUGCACGGCGUCGUCGACUGGAACAAUUCCCCAAUAUAUC
Cantharellus anzutake is the source of this 1278-nucleotide messenger RNA. RefSeq lists its product as uncharacterized. The coding region runs from base 180 to 974 and encodes 264 amino acids. The transcript has 6 exons. The record is from RefSeq and is a predicted model, not a curated record. NCBI's taxonomy places the organism in Eukaryota, Fungi, Basidiomycota, Agaricomycetes, Cantharellales, Hydnaceae.